Molecule: messenger RNA, 534 nt
Organism: Colletotrichum fioriniae
Lineage: Eukaryota; Fungi; Ascomycota; Sordariomycetes; Glomerellales; Glomerellaceae
Source: RefSeq, a predicted model, not a curated record
AUGGAUUUGCGCUGGGCUCUCACAGAAGAAUGGUCCAAAGAGCAGGGCAACUUCACCAUUUGGGAUCAGGCACCUGACGACGCUGAAGCCGAAUUCAUCUAUAUCACACCAACUACCGAAAACGACGCAAGCCUCGAGAAAGACAGCGCAGUUUCCGACAUAGGACGUCGACAAGAGAUCGAGCCAGGCGUAUCGCCAGAACAAGCGGAUUUCGAUGAUGUCAAAAGGCCUUACAGGUGCGAUGAGUCGAAUCUAGCACCGGUCGAAGUAUGCAAGAUCCUCCUCUGGGAAGUUCAGCCUGCACUGGCACGGUACACGACAAAGAAGAAGCCGCGUCGGUACUGCCUUGACCACGAGAAAGGCAAGUGCUGCAUCGGCCACCGAAUAGGCCCAGCACAGAGGGCGAAUAUCAGACAAGGAACAUUCCCACGGUUAGGCGAGGCCUUGACGAAGCUCAUCUACUUCUUGUAUGGUAUUGAUGGUACUGCGUGGGUUGAUAAUGGAUUUAUCGCCGACCCAGUGGAAGAUACCUAG